AUGGUCAAGAAGCCGACGAAGCCCUUGGUCUCUAAUGACUCCUACGUCAACCGGCUGAGCAGGCAGUGUGACGGACGUCACCCGCAUCACCAACUGGAAGGAGCUGACUGCGCACGCAAGACAGGGCGAUGCACCAGAGUGUUCGCGGAGGCAGUCUUGCAGGCAUGCCGGCACAACAACAUGACCUACAUGAUGGAGCGCGGAGUCUACGCGACCGGCGACUUGAUGGAUCUUAUGGGUGGCGAAUCAGACGAUUGGUUCUACUGCGAGAACGUGGGCGACUCCACCGAGAUACCGGUCGAAAGAAGGGUUGUAGACCUCGAGACCGACAUGGUGGUGCAGGACUUCGAGAAGGCCGAUAUCACCGUGGAUUUGGUCGAGCCGAAGUUGGAUCGCACUGCCGAGCUGACGAUUCAGCCAUGGUGCAAGCCAGAGCCUGUUGCAGAGGACAUCGGAGCCAAGGCCUUCAUGGCAAUGCAGAAUGACAGCGCGCUACGCAAGGCACUGCUGGGCCGCGCCCGAGUGCGCGCCCAUCCGCUCGAGCAAGGUGACCUUUGUUUCUAUUGCAGCCAGCUUAAGAAGGGCUCGAUUAAGAAGUGCGCCUGGUUGGGGCCAGCCGUGAUCGUGGGCAAACAAGGCCAGAGCUGCUGGAUAUCGCACGGUGGCUUCGCCAAGCUCGUUGCUCCAGAACACAUUCGGCCGAUCUUCGAGGGGAACAGCCACCGCCAGCAGAAGAAGAACAAGUUGUGGAAAUGGAGGCGGACGCUGCGGGAGCCCCCGCCGAGAAUGCAUCAGAAGCUCGUGAUGAUGCUGGGCUCUCACCUGCAGAAGAGCUCCCAUCUGGUCAAGCUGAAGCAGACUGGAACCGCGAGGAGUCUCAGCGACGCCGAGCAGUCUACAGUCCACUCGAUGACGUACCACAUUGCAUUCGAGGGAGUCAACAGCAAGAAGAAGCUGCUCGCCGAAUCGCCGGGCGACGAGCCACUCGACAAGCGAACGGAGCAGCGUCCUCAGAGCGAAAGGCUCAGAAAGAAGCUUCAAGACAAAGAGGUCGCUUGGAAGGACAUUCACGAUGAUCGCAAGCCACUUUACUGGAAAACCAUCGCCGAGCACUGGGAGGAGCGGAAGAAGUUUGGUUCCGUGGAAGCGCUUUCACUGGGGGAAUCCCAACAAGUCCGGAACGAAAAAGACAGCAACCGCUUCCUGCCGUCUCGCUUCGUGUUCCGUGGCAAGAAUGUCGAUCUCCGCGCAGAUGCUGACCCCGCGCCUGUGAAGGCCAAGGUCUACCAGGACUUCAGCCAGGACAAGUACUGCGCAUCGUCAAAGGUAUUUUGGGAUUGGAUGUUGUUUCAGCGUUCAGACGGAGCAAUUCGAAUGGGCCAAUCCAUAUUCGCCGAGAAGUUAGAACCGCUCGAGUUGACCAAGGAGCGCAAACGAGAUCUGGGAUGCCCUGCCUUUGAGAUCGAGAUCGCCGGGAACCGGAGCUUGAUUGGCAAUUUGGGUUGGCUCGCUACGCAGGCUCGACCAGAUCUAGCUGCAGGAGUUUCGAUGGCUCAGAGAGUGCAGAACUCUCCGACGGUGGCCGACCUGAUCAAGACGAAUCGCAUCGUGUCCGAGGCCAAGCGUUACAACGAGACCGCCAUUACGAUCCCGAAGCUGCAGGGCGAGCUCUGCAUUCUCGUGUUUCAUGGUGCUGCAUGGGCCAACGUGGAUGAGCCAGACGACAAGGAGCUGUUUAACUUCCAGCUGAGCGUAGAUUGGUCUUGGAUUUGA
Messenger RNA from Prorocentrum cordatum, 1773 nucleotides. Lineage: Eukaryota; Dinophyceae; Prorocentrales; Prorocentraceae. The record is from the annotation of a GenBank genome assembly.